Sphaerodactylus townsendi is the source of this 1826-nucleotide messenger RNA. Its product is annotated as protein ANTAGONIST OF LIKE HETEROCHROMATIN PROTEIN 1-like. The coding region runs from base 398 to 1699 and encodes 433 amino acids. Lineage: Eukaryota; Metazoa; Chordata; Lepidosauria; Squamata; Sphaerodactylidae. The transcript has 4 exons. The record is from RefSeq and is a predicted model, not a curated record.
CUAGCCCCGAAAAACGGAUUGCAAUGGCCCUUUGGCUCAGUCCGCUUUUUAGCCCAUCAUGAACUGGGCAGGUUGUAACGCAAUCUUAUGCUUGCGUCUGCCCGGAAGGAAGCCCAAGAUUUCAACGUAGAACUAUACUCCUAUGCAGACUAACCUGGGAGUAAUAAAAUGGGAAUUACUUCUGAGUAAACAUGCAUAUCGUUGAACUCUAGGGAUGCAAUACUAUACAGCGUAGCCUCAUUGAAGACAAUGGAACUUGCUUCUAAGCAGGCAAGAGAGCAAAGUCUGGAGCAAGCUGAGCAGGCUUAUGCAGUCUGAGUGAUCAGCCGUAGAACAGUGUCCGCCAUCCUCUGAAGAUGCCAGCCACAGAUGCAGUGUGUGGUGCUGAUGGUCCACAAUGUCCCCUCUGAACACCAUGUUCUUGAUGGUGUGGCAGGUCAUCUUUCUGAUCUGCAAGAGUUCUUUGGAUUUGUGUGCGGCGCUUUUGAGGAACCUCCUUUCAAAGAGAAAGAAAAUUUGCCGUUCCCUGCGUGUGCAGAGCCGGAGAGGGGUGGCUGGUACAUCGCGGUACUUAAGGAGGUCCAGUGUGCGGUCCCACUGGUAUGCCCUUGCUGAGGUCGGAGUGCCCCGUCGCUGGUGGGUGUAUCCCCGGAGCAAGAACUGGUGGGAGCAGUUCAUCAGGCUGACGUGGGAUGAAGAGCAGUGGAUAGAGAGGUUUCGCAUGAGUCGUGGCACUUUUUUUGAAAUAGUGGAAGCCCUCAGACCACACCUCCAGCGGCAGACCACCAACAUGAGGGAGCCGAUUCCUGUCGAAAAGCGAGUUGCCAUUGCCAUCUGGUACCUUGCCAAUGCUAACUGCUACAGGGAGGUUCGUGAACAGUUUGGCGUUGGCCUAUCCACGGUGGGGGAGAUAGUCCUGGAGGUUUGCUGCGCCAUGGAGCUUGACCUGCUGCGGAAGACAGUGUGCCUGGGCAAUGAGAUCGCCGCGAUCAUGGAUGGUUUUGCACACCUGGGAUUUCCACACUGCAUUGGGGCGAUCGACGGAAUGCACAUCCUCAUACGAGCCCCAGGAGGGCGGAUGGAUGAAUCUGGGAACUGCAAGAAAAACUGCUCCAUAUUUCUGCAGGGCACUGUGGACCACACUGGACGAUUUAUCAACGCUGAGGUUGGCUGGAGCGGCAGAAGCCAUGAUGCAUUUAUAUUCCAGAACUCUGCCUUGUGCACUGCGAUGGAUGCGGGGGUCUUUGUUCCUGGAAAUCCAACCUUGGAUUUAAACGGGGUGCAAGUGCCAGCAUUGAUGGUGGCAGAUGGCGCUUACCCCAUUCGCAGGUGGCUAAUGAAGCCCUUUGGCAAAAAUGGGGACACGCGCCGGCGAACGUUUGACCAUGCACUUCAUAGGGUUAGGAAUGUGGUAGAGUGCGCAUUUGGACGGCUCAAGGCACGCUGGCGUUGCCUGACAAUGCGCCUCCCUGUUUUCGAGGAGAACAUCACCACUGUGAUUACAGCAUGUGUCAUUCUGCACAAUAUAUGCGAGGAGAAAGGACAUGGCAUAGUAGUGGACCUCUGUGACUCUGUCUCCCCUCCUGUUUCUGUGGAUGAGGAAGACUACUACCGUAAUGAUAAUUGUCAGAAAGAAGAAGGGAAACGUGUCAGGGACGCAGUUGCGGACUUCAUACUUAGCCACCAACCUUGUCCAUGAUUCCCCCUUCACUUACAAUUGCUUUCCAGUAAUGCUGCUCAAAGAAAAAUAAACCCACUUUUCUUUGCAGGGGUGGCUGCAUGUGCAGUCCCUAAACAAUCAACAAAUAAAUUCAUAAAUAAUCCUU